Suncus etruscus (white-toothed pygmy shrew) is the source of this 3851-nucleotide messenger RNA. It is a transcript of the gene POLR1B, whose product is annotated as RNA polymerase I subunit B. The record is from RefSeq and is a predicted model, not a curated record. The transcript is spliced from 15 exons. Gene Ontology annotation, molecular function: DNA binding; ribonucleoside binding; DNA-directed RNA polymerase activity. Gene Ontology annotation, biological process: DNA-templated transcription. Lineage: Eukaryota; Metazoa; Chordata; Mammalia; Eulipotyphla; Soricidae. Bases 8 to 3415 code for a protein of 1135 amino acids. Gene Ontology annotation, cellular component: RNA polymerase I complex; nucleus.
AAGACACAUGGAGUCUGCGGGUCGCUGGCGGAGCCUGCCUGGCGGGCCGAGCCUGAAGCAUUUGACCGACCCUUCGUACGCGAUCCCAAGGAAGCAGCAAAAGCCGGCGCUGCAGGAGCUGACGCGGGCGCACGUGGAGUCCUUCAACUACGCCGUGAGCGAGGGGCUCGGCCACGCGGUGCAGGCUAUCCCGCCUUUCGAAUUUGCCUUCAAAGAUGAACGUAUUUCCCUCACAAUUUUGGAUGCUGUCAUCACUCCGCCUACAGUUCCCAAAGGGAGCAUCUGCAGAGAAUUCAAUGUCUUCCCAGCGGAAUGUCGGGGCCGACGGAGUUCCUACAGGGGAAAGUUGACAGCUGAUAUCAGCUGGGCAGUGAAUGGAAUCUCCAAAGGAGUCAUUAAGCAAUUCCUUGGUUCUGUUCCCAUCAUGGUGAAGUCCAAGCUUUGCAACUUGCAUGGCCUUCCUCCAAAAGCCCUCAUUGAGCAUCACGAGGAACCUGAGGAAAUGGGAGGCUACUUUAUCAUCAAUGGCAUUGAGAAAGUCAUUCGAAUGCUAAUUAUGCCUAGAAGGAAUUUCCCUGUUGCCAUGAUAAGACCAAAAUGGAAAAGCAGAGGCCCUGGCUACACGCAAUAUGGCGUUUCCAUGCGCUCCGUGAGGGAAGAACAUUCUGCGGUCAAUAUGAACCUGCACUACUUGGAGAACGGCACAGUUAUGUUGAACUUUAUCUACCGGAAGGAGCUGUUUUUUCUUCCCUUGGGAUUUGUGCUUAAGGCACUCGUCAGCUUUUCUGACUAUCAGAUAUUUCAGGAGCUCAUCAAAGGGAAGGAGGACGACUCGUUCCUCAAGAAUUCUGUCUCCCAGAUGCUGAGGAUCGUAAUGGAAGAGGGCUGUGCCACACAGAAGCAGGUCCUCAGCUACCUGGGCGAGCGCUUCCGAGUGAAACUCAGCCUCCCGGACUGGUAUUCAAAUGAGCAGGCUGCAGAGUUCCUGUUUGAUCAGUGCAUCUGUAUUCACCUGAAAUCCUGUACUGAAAAGUUUUACAUGCUUUGUUUCAUGACACGGAAGCUCUUUGCUUUAGCCAAAGGAGAAUGCAUGGAGGACAAUCCUGACAGUUUAGUGAAUCAAGAGGUCCUUACACCAGGACAGCUUUACCUCAUGUUUCUGAAGGAAAAAAUGGAAGCUUGGUUGGUAUCAAUUAAAAUAGCUCUAGACAAAAGGGCUCAGAAAACUAAUGUCUCCAUAAAUACCGAAAACUUGAUGAAGAUUUUAAAUAUGGGAACAGAUCUAACGAAACCAUUUGAAUAUCUUCUUGCCACUGGGAAUCUACGUUCUAAAACAGGUCUUGGCUUCCUGCAAGAUUCUGGACUCUGUGUUGUGGCUGACAAGCUGAACUUCAUCCGCUAUGUCUCCCAUUUUCGCUGUGUGCACAGAGGGGCUGAUUUUGCCAAGAUGAGGACCACCACGGUGCGCAGACUGUUGCCUGAGUCCUGGGGUUUCCUGUGUCCUGUGCACACCCCAGAUGGGGAGCCCUGUGGUCUGAUGAACCACUUAACUGCCGUGUGUGAGGUGGUGACACAGUUUGUCUAUACAGCUUCAAUUCCAGCUUUGCUCUGCAACUUGGGGGUCACUCCUGUGGAUGGAGCGCCACAUCGGCCCUACAGCGAGUGCUAUCCCGUGCUUCUCGAUGGUGUCCUGGUGGGCUGGGCGGACAAGGAGCUGGCUCCGGGCAUCGCAGAGUCUCUCCGACACUUCAAGGUGUUGAGAGAAAAGAGAAUUCCUCCCUGGCUGGAAGUGGCCCUCAUUCCCAUGACUGGAAAACCAAGUCUCUACCCCGGAUUGUUCCUUUUUACCACUCCUUGCAGACUGGUACGGCCUGUGCAGAACUUGGAAUUGGGGAAAGAGGAACUAAUUGGAACUAUGGAACAGCUCUUCAUGAACAUUGCCAUCUUUGAGGAUGAGAUUCUUCCUGGAGUCACCACCCACCAGGAGCUCUUCCCGCACAGCCUGUUAAGUGUCAUCGCCAACUUUAUACCUUUCUCUGACCACAACCAGAGUCCACGGAACAUGUACCAGUGUCAGAUGGGUAAACAAACGAUGGGCUUUCCCCUUCUCACUUAUCAGGAUCGAUCAGAUAACAAACUGUAUCGUCUUCAGACUCCACAAAGCCCUUUAGUGAGACCAUACAUGUACGAUUACUAUGACAUGGAUAACUAUCCAAUUGGGACAAAUGCCAUCGUUGCUGUUAUUUCUUACACUGGCUAUGAUAUGGAAGAUGCUAUGAUUGUGAAUAAGGCCUCCUGGGAACGAGGAUUUGCCCAUGGAAGUGUCUACAAGUCUGAAUUCAUAGAUCUCUCUGAAAAGAUUAAACAGGGAGAUGACAGUCUGGUGUUCGGAGUCAAGCCUGGAGACCCACGUGUUUUGCAGAAGUUAGAUGAUGAUGGCUUACCUUUCAUCGGAGCCCAGCUGCAGUAUGGAGACCCGUAUUAUAGCUACCUAAACCUCAACACUGGCGAAAGCUAUGUGGUGUACUAUAAGAGUAAAGAAAAUUGUGUUGUGGACAACAUCAAAGUAUGCAGCAACGACAGCGGCAGUGCCAGGUUCAAGUGUGUCUGCGUCACAGUGCGGGUGCCCCGGAACCCGACCAUCGGCGACAAGUUCGCUAGCCGCCACGGUCAGAAGGGCAUCCUGAGCCGCCUGUGGCCCGUGGAGGACAUGCCCUUCACGGAGAGCGGGAUGGUGCCAGACAUUCUCUUCAACCCGCACGGGUUUCCCUCCCGCAUGACCAUCGGCAUGUUGAUCGAGAGCAUGGCAGGCAAGUCGGCUGCGCUGCAUGGGCUCUGCCACGACGCCACCCCCUUUACCUUCUCCGAGGACAACUCGGCCUUGGGCUACUUUGGAGAGAUGCUGAAGGCGGCCGGGUACAACUUCUAUGGCACUGAGCGCCUCUACAGCGGUGUCAGUGGGCUGGAGCUGGAGGCCGACAUCUUCAUUGGCGUGGUGUAUUACCAGCGCCUGCGCCACAUGGUCUCCGACAAGUUCCAGGUCCGGACCACGGGCGCCAGAGACAAAGUCACCAACCAGCCCAUCGGCGGGAGAAACGUCCAGGGCGGCAUUCGCUUCGGGGAAAUGGAGCGGGACGCGCUGCUCGCCCACGGGACCUCCUUCCUCCUGCACGAUCGCCUCUUCAACUGCUCGGACCGUUCCGUGGCCCAUGUGUGCGUGACCUGCGGGAGUCUCCUCUCGCCCCUGCUCGAGAAGCCGCCCCCGGCCUGGUCCGCCCUGCGCAACCGCAAGUACACCUGCACCGUGUGUGCCCGCAGCGACACCGUCGACACCAUCUCCGUGCCCUAUGUGUUCCGCUAUUUUGUGGCCGAGCUGGCUGCCAUGAACAUCAAAGUGAAGCUGGACGUCGUCUAGGGCCAGAGGCCUUUCAGGGUGACAGGCCCAGUGGAUCCCAUGGAAUGCAAUUCGGUAGGGAUGCAAGGAAUAGGAGUAUUUUUAUUCGAGGAUUAUUAGAACUUCCCGACAACUGAGUUUCUGUGUCUCAAGGUGUAGACUACUAAGUGUAUUUUCAGCAUAUUUGUUCAAGACAUGCAGAACAACCUUCUUUAAAUGGCACAUUAGUAUGUAGAAGGCAGUGGAGGGGGAUUUCCCUCCCAGGUUCUCAGAUCCCUGCUCUCAAAUAUUUAUUUGUCCAUGUAAAUCAAACAGACUAACACACAUAGAUGUUAAGUCAUUGAUAUUUUAUAUUUUUUUACUAUUACACUGAAGAACAGAACUAUUUUUGUAACAGACUUAUGAAAUGUAACUGUCCCACUGAAAAUCUUGCACGUAUUAAAUGUAUGUGACUUGA